Molecule: messenger RNA, 1082 nt
Organism: Microbotryum saponariae
Lineage: Eukaryota; Fungi; Basidiomycota; Microbotryomycetes; Microbotryales; Microbotryaceae
Source: the annotation of a GenBank genome assembly
AUGCCCCGGAACUUCCAUGAGACAUUUGCCGCCGUAGACGAGCUGUACCGCGAGGGAAGAUUCAAGCGCUUUGGCAUCUCGAACUAUAUGGUACGAUCAAUGCUAUGAGCAUGCAUACGCCUAUCAGCGAGUCUUACACGUCGCUUCGGUCGUUGUUGCAGAGUUGGGAAGUGGCCCACAUUGUUGGGCUCUGCGAAACGAACGGCUGGAUCAAGCCAACGGCAUACCAAGGCAUCUACAACGCUUUGCAUCGUAACGUCGAGCCAGAGUAGGCACCUAAUGAUCUGGGUCUUUGGUCACCUCUGUGCUGUAGGUAUGUUGGCUAACGACUGGCUGCUCCUCACUCUCGGCCGCAGACUCUUUCCGUGCUUGCGCAAAUUCGGCAUAUCCUUCUACGAGUUCAAGCCACUCGCGGGGGGUCUCUUCACCGGUCGUUACAGCAGCCUGGAUAUGCAAGUGGAUAAAGGAUCUCGGUAAGGUCUGAAGGGAGUCCUCACAGACAUCCACGGAUCUGACUCACUGCGCAAUAUCCACAUCAGCUUUGACCUAGCGACGGGCCAGGGGCAAGGCUACCGCAAGCGGUACUUUAACGAUCACUACUUUGAUGCUCUUGCUCUUAUUGAACCUGUGGCAAAAAAGAACAAUUUGUCCAUGUGCGAGGUGAGUUACCCCUUCCGGACCGAGUGUUUCGGGGAUGCAGGGGGCUGAAGUAUUGGUUAUCACGCUGGAUGCCCAGGUUGCUCUUCGCUGGAUCAAUCACCACUCGUUGCUCAAGCGGGAACACGGCGAUCAAAUCCUUAUUGGAGCAUCCUCCAACAGCGACCUCGAGUCCAACCUGGUCGAUCUUGAAAAGGGACCCCUCCCCGAGGAAGGUGAGUCUUUGAUUCAAACGGCGCAAACUUGGACGUUUCGCUGACAUUCGGGAGGGACCUGAUUGUACCUGUAUCUAAGUCGCCAAGAUUCUCGAUGAAGCGUGGGAGAUCGUUCGUCCUGUUGCUACCAAAGUGAGUGACAUUGGCGGAACAGAGUUCGAGCAAAUGUUGAUGGCUCAAGUUGCGUCGGUCAACGGAUUCUGCCACUAA